Peronospora farinosa is the source of this 1815-nucleotide messenger RNA. The record is from the annotation of a GenBank genome assembly. NCBI's taxonomy places the organism in Eukaryota, Oomycota, Peronosporomycetes, Peronosporales, Peronosporaceae.
AUGGCGUCUGCUGGAGGUGAGCGCUUAUCGAGCACGGACUUUAAGAAGAAACGAGAGAUUGAAGAAGCACGUAAAAAUGGAACAUUACCACCUGAACAAGAUGCAGAUGGUAAUCUUAUUAAUCCACACAAUCCUGAAUAUAUUAGCAAGCGACCGUGGUAUUUAGGUGACUCGGGACCUUCUCUUAAGCAUCAGACGCUUCAACAUGAAGCUCAUUUGCUAUCAAUUCAUGAAGCGGAUGAUCUUUAUAUUAAGGGGAGAAAUAAUCAUGUGUCAGUAGAGCCAAGUACUGGGAAUAGACAGCGCAAAUGGCGUAAAGGGGCGUGUAAAAACUGUGGUGCGAUGACUCACAAGACGAACGAAUGUGUCGACCGACCACGUAAAGUGGGUGCGUGGAAGACAAAUAAGAACCUUCAACAUGAUGACGUCAUUGUCGAUGUACGGUCGGAAAAGUUUGGUAAACUUGCAUUUGAUGCGAAACGUGAUCAAUGGUUGGGUUAUGACCCAAAAGAACAUGCCAAAACGAUUGAACGAUACGAGAAAGUGGAUGCAGCUCGUAAACAACUUCGAAGGGAAGAGAUUAAUAAGAAAUUGAAUGACUCAGUAGAUAAGAAGAUGAUGAAAGAGAAGAAGGUACGGGCGAAAGAAAAGAACAAAGACAAAGCAUUGGACUUGAACUCGGACUCGGACUCGGAUUCUGACUAUGAGUCCGAUAUGGAGUCAGAGGAUGAAGAGUUUCGCGAUCGGGAUGAAGGGCCCAUGUUUACAGAACGUGUGGCAAGACAGGGAGGUGUGGGUGGUGCUCAGAUGAAAACAACGGUGCGUAAUCUGCGGAUCCGAGAAGAUACGGCCAAGUACCUUCGGAACUUGAAUCCGAACUCGGCCUUUUAUGAUCCAAAGACGCGAUCUAUGCGCGAUAAUCCCAACCCAGAGCUAAACCCAGAGGAUACUACGUUUAUUGGUGACAACAUGGCGCGUUAUACGGGCGACGCUCAGAAAUUAGCGUCGGCUCAGCUAUUUGCAUGGGAGGCUUACUCCAAGGGCACAGAUAUCCACUCGCUUGCAAACCCUUCGCAAGCUGAGUUCUUGAAAAAGCAGUACGAAGAAAGGAAGGCUGCGUUGGAAAAGGAGAAGAGCCGUAAGAUUCUAGACAAGUAUGGAGGUCAGGAACAUCUCGAAGCACCACCCAAGGAGCUUCUGUUGGCGCAGAGCGAGCACUAUGUCGAGUACUCGCGCGACGGCCGGGUCGUCAAGGGUCGUGAACGAGCACCAGUACGCUCCAAAUACAUUGAAGACGUUUUCGAAAACAACCACACGAGUAUCUGGGGCUCGUGGUUUGAUCGCAGCGAAAUGGCGUGGGGAUAUGCCUGCUGUCACUCGAAGGCUCGCAAAUCGUACUGCACGGGCGAUGAUGGAAAGAAGGCCCUUCAUGACUUGCAAUCGACGUACUCGGAGCGGCCUGCACUGGAUUUGCCUGGGUCACUCGAGUCUGGGUUGGUUGAUCAGACUAAACAAGCUCAGGCAAGCGGUGUGAUCAGCAAGCGAAGUGAGAUGUAUGGCGAGAAUAUUGCCCCUGAAUUAGACGAAAAGAAGCUCAAGAAGGCUAUGAAGAAGGUAGCCGAGGAGAAGAAGAAGCAGGAGAAGGAUGACAAGAAACGCAAGUACAACUCGAUGGGCAAUUACGAGGUAAACGCAGAGGAGAUGGAGGCCUACAAGAUACUCAAGUCACGCGGUGACGAUCCCAUGGCGAACGUACUUGGUAAUGACGUGCUGCUUGAAGAAAAUGAAAGCAAUGGAAAACGGGGAAGGCGCUGA